UGAAGAUCUACGGAGUAAAUAAAAUUCCUUCAGUCCUUUUCGCUUGGAAUAACAUACCAGAACAAAGUUUGAAUUCGUGUUUGUAAAUCAGAUCAUCUCCAUUCGUACGACACGACACCAAACUUCGCCUCAGGGAUUCCUCUCCGAGACUCCACAUAACGGACUUGUCCCCCAUAGUCUCUGCGUAUUCUUGUUGAUUAUUCCGUGGAGAAUGCUUGACAAUUGAAUCUCCGUGACACUGAGCCGUGGUGUUAUCUUUGUGGGGGAACUGUAGGUAUCGCCCAGUUAGAGUCGCUGUGUUGCAAAGCAGAAGAGGUUGAUAUUGAGGCUUAUCUAUGUCGGCAUUGAUAAGGAGGCUCACUCCGAGGAGAAAGGUUAAUACAGGGAAUAUGGGAACUAAGGUAGUAAAUAUUCCCGAUCGAUACAACACACAAAAAUAGCUCGAGGAAUUUUGUUAUCCGGCUUUGAGUGAGGAUUUUGAUUGAGCGAGUCUAGAACAAUGACAUUCCCUGUUCAGGACCUGAGGACAUGUUCUCGAGAGAAGGGCCAAGAAAGAGCAGUGACAAUUCUACACUGAACUAGGCGGUAUUCGAGAUGGCUUCAGCCUUCACCGAGACUCAGAUCAGUCAACAACCCACAAAAGACUUCACCGUACGGUGAAACUAUGACUUGGAGCAUAAUAUUUCGCCAGAAACCGGAUGCGAUUCUGAGAAUCACCUCAAGACCUCAUAUCAUGCUCUGUCGUGGUGUGUUCCGACGUACGACCCCUUGGUGAGAAUAUUGCUUCUCCGCGGAGCCCAAAACGCCUCUACCGUGCGGGCGCAGUCCCUGAUUGGUCCCUCAGCCACGGUGCGCAGUCUCCUUAUCAAAGAUCAGCCCUGCCGAGAGCUGCAAAUGCGCUCACGUUCUAUGGACGAACGGCGGAAAUGCUUAGCACGAGCUGUACUAUCCCGGAGAUGUACGUUCUAGAUAGGGAGAUGAGGAAAACAUCAGGGGGAUCCAUAGUUUGUGGUCUUGAGGUACAGAAGACCCUCUUUUUGUAACAGGCUCUGAGAAUCACUUAUAACCAUGAGAGGCCAUGAUAUCCCUUCUAUCUUUUGGGUUCCUCUCCCAAGUGUACUUGUUUAAUAUUAACUUGUCAAAAUGACUGCAACGACACAAAAACGAGUGGUGGUCGUUGGCCUGGGCAUGGUGGGCAUUGCUUUCAUGUAAGUCCAUUUACAUUAUUUACUUGCCUGCCGUGAUCUGACAAUAAUACAGAGAAAAGCUGCUUAAAUAUGACGCCAAAUCAAAAGAAUACGCCAUCACAGUGGUUGGAGAAGAACCAUAUCUCGCCUACAACCGAGUAGGACUCACAACAUUCUUCGAGCACCGAAAAGUUGAAGAACUAUACAUGAACCCAGCAGAAUGGUACACAGAAGCUGGAAGCUCAUUAAACUGUCACGUCAACACAAAAGCCACACACAUCAACACCGAGGAUAAAAUCAUCGAAUGCGCAAACGGCGAGAGUUACCCCUACGACAUCCUCGUCCUCGCCACCGGUUCAGAUGCUAUUCUUCCCCGUAUGCUCAAGGGCUGGGACGCAAAUGGUGUUUUCGUCUACCGCACAAUCGAAGACUUGAACAAGCUUAUCAAGUUCUCCAACGACAAGAAGGGCACCAAUGGAGCUGUCGUUGGUGGCGGUCUUCUCGGUCUUGAGGCCGCAAAGGCCAUGCUUGAUCUUGAGACCUUCAACAGAGUCGAUGUUAUUGAGAAGGCUCAGUGGGUUCUCACAAGACAGAUCGACGAGACUGGUGGCAAGAUGGUAGCGGAUCAGGUCUCGCAGCUUGGCGUGAACCUCAAUCUCGGCAAGGGCGUGUCGAGCAUGAAGACUGACGAGAACAACAACCUCACUGGGGUUAUCUUUGAUGAUGGCUCAGAGAUCAGCUGCUCAACACUGUGCUUUGCUGUUGGUGUCAAGCCAAGAGAUGACCUCGCCAGAAGCGCCAACCUCGAAGUUGGACAGCGCGGUGGUAUCGUCGUCAACGAUGACUUGAGAACGAGUAUGCCCGAUAUCUACGCCAUUGGAGAGUGCGCCAGCUGGCGUGGUAUGGCUUACGGUCUUAUCGCUCCUGGUGUAGCCAUGGCCGAAGUCGUCGCUUUCAACCUCACACAAGCCAAGCUCCACAGCCCUCAGACCUUCAAGACUCCCGACAUGAGCACAAAACUGAAGCUCCUCGGAGUCAACGUCGCUAGUUUCGGUGAUUGCUUCGCUGACCGCGAUGGUCCCGUGACGCUUCCUCCCAAGUACGCCAGGACACUCGUCAAUGGCGACGCUAAAGAGCCCAAAGCUGUACAAGCUCUUACAUACAAAGACCCUUUCUCGAAUGUGUACAAGAAGUACAUCUUUACUAAGGAUGGAAAGUACCUUCUUGGUGGUAUGAUGAUUGGCGAUGUCUGUGACUACGUCAAGCUUCUACCAAUGGUCAAGGCGCAGAAGGAGCUUGAGAUUUCUCCCAGCGAGCUUAUUCUCGGUGCCAAAAAGGAUGGUGGCGAGGAUACUGAUGAUCUCGACGAUGAUGCUCAGGUGUGCUCGUGUCAUAACGUCACAAAGGGCGACAUCGUCAAGGUUGUCAAGGAUGGCACUUGCAAGGAUGUUGCCAGCAUCAAGAAGUGCACAAAGGCCGGCACCGGCUGUGGAGGUUGUGUUCCGCUCAUCACCACCAUCUUCAACAAGACAAUGGCAUCUAUGGGCCAGGAGGUCACCAACUACGUGUGCUCGCACUUCAACCACUCUCGCGCUGACCUGUUCAACAUCAUCAUGGUCAAGCGCCUCAAGAACAUGGGUGAAGUGAUGCGCGAGGCUGGAAACGACAAGGAGGCUCUUGGCUGUGAGCUGUGCAAGCCUGUGGUAGCAAGCAUCAUGGCUUCACUGUGGAACAGACACGUCAUGGACAAGACCACUCACGGUCUCCAGGAGACCAAUGAUCGCUUCUUGGGUAACAUCCAGCGAGACGGUACCUACUCUGUUGUCCCUCGUGUAUCCGGUGGUGAGAUUACUCCUGACAAGCUUGUGGUCAUUGGCGAGGUUGCCCAGAAGUACAACCUCUACACCAAGAUCACAGGUGGUCAGCGUAUCGACUUGUUUGGUGCCCAGAAGCAGGACCUUCUCGACAUCUGGGGCCAGCUUGUUGCUGGUGGUAUGGAGUCCGGUCAUGCUUAUGCCAAGUCUCUGCGAACCGUCAAGAGUUGCGUUGGUUCUACAUGGUGUCGAUUCGGUCUGAGUGACAGUGUUGGUAUGGCCGUUCGUCUGGAGGAGCGAUACAAGAGUAUUCGAGCUCCUCAUAAGAUCAAGGGUGGUGUGAGUGGUUGUGUGCGAGAGUGUGCUGAAGCUCAAGGCAAAGAUUUCGGUUUGAUUGCCACUGAGAAGGGCUGGAACAUCUUCGUUGGCGGUAACGGUGGUGCGAACCCUCGCCAUGCCGAGCUUCUAGCCAAGGAUGUGCCCCCAGCUGAUGUCGUGACAAUCCUUGACCGAUAUCUCAUGUUCUACAUGCGCACAGCCGACAAGCUUCAGCGAACAGCCCGCUGGAUCGAGAACCUCCCCGGUGGUAUCAAGUACCUUCAGGAGGUCAUCCUUGAGGACAAGCUCGGCAUCAACGCCUCACUCGAGGCGCAGAUGGAAGAGCUUGUUGACAGCUUCUUCGACGAGUGGGCCGAAGCUAUCAAGAGCCCUGCCAUCGCUGCCAAGUUCAAGCAGUUCGCCAACACAAACGACACAACACGCAACAUGGAGCUUGAAGAUGACCGUGGUCAGAAGCGACCAGCUUUCUGGCCUGCGGACGCUGCAGCUACAGACAACUUCUCAGGUCUCAAGGACAAGUGGUCCAUGACUUCUUGGGAACCCAUCAUCGAAUCUUCAUACUUUGACGGUGCUGACGAGUUGCCAAACGGUAUCUCCGCCACUGUCAAGCGCGGUGACACGCAGCUCGCCAUCUGGCGCAUCAAGGGCGUCUACUACGCCACACAACAGAUGUGUCCUCACAAGCGUGCAUUUAUCCUCUCUGACGGUCUCAUCGGCCAAGAGCCCAACAAGGCUGUGACGAAUGGUGAUAAGGAUGGUGCUUCACCCUGGGUCUCAUGUCCUCACCACAAGCGCAACUUUGACCUUGGCAACGGUGCCUGCAAGACAGACGAGUCUCUCUCCAUCGCCACAUUCCCUACCGAGGCUCGAGCCGACGGUAUGUUGUACCUCAAGCUUCCCCCUGUGGAGGAGCUUGAUGCCGCCUUGGGCACAAAGAAGUGGAUGGUCAAGAAGGGCGAGGCCGGUGAGGCGCCUCUUGCUAAGCUUGACAGCAAGAUCAAGUUUGUUGGGUUGAGGGGAAAGAAGCCGUAUGUCAAGCCGACUGGUGGUGCGAAGAUGACCACUAAGCCACUUGACCUUAUGAUGGCAGCGAAUGGUUGUGGUGGCGGUGCGCCGGAAUGGUAGAGAAAAGAAACAUAGAGGAUAGACGUGCUUAAGAUAUCAUGGUUCGGCGUUGGGGAUAUACCGGAAUGGUUUGGGUCAUUAUGAGUUAUGUUAUGUAGAGCAUAUAUAAAUACCUCUUUUUAUGUUACGUCAAGCUCAACAUCAAGCAUAUGGUCCCUUAUCAGCUCAAUGAUGAGUUCGACGGGCAUGAACAUGGUGUAAAAAGUCCAUAUUGAGGAAGAACCGGAUGAUAAAUUCAUCAAAGGGCCUCCUAAGCUUAUGCUAAACUUGCCUAAGAUUUUUCAUUGCUUAGGAUCGAGUUCUCUUUCCUCUCUUCUCCUAGCCUGAGUUUAGAUACUGUACCGAAGAAGGUGGUCUCUGAAGGACAUCAGCGAAUGGAACGACGAUAGGACGUGGCUAUUAGAUAUAUAGAGGUCUUCUUAUACUAGAUCUUUCAACUUUCUAGGGUCAUCUUGAAAUUAUGUCCUCUAAUCCUUCUGUUAUAUAGCCCAUUAGAAGUUAUUAACACGGAUGAGGUUCGCCGCUCA
Messenger RNA from Fusarium odoratissimum NRRL 54006, 4992 nucleotides. RefSeq names its product nitrite reductase [NAD(P)H]. The transcript has 3 exons. Gene Ontology annotation, molecular function: 2 iron, 2 sulfur cluster binding; nitrite reductase [NAD(P)H] activity; heme binding. The record is from RefSeq and is a predicted model, not a curated record. Bases 1394 to 4465 code for a protein of 1023 amino acids. Lineage: Eukaryota; Fungi; Ascomycota; Sordariomycetes; Hypocreales; Nectriaceae.